Hyposmocoma kahamanoa is the source of this 1657-nucleotide messenger RNA. It is a transcript of the gene SerRS, whose product is annotated as serine--tRNA ligase, cytoplasmic. The transcript has 8 exons. Lineage: Eukaryota; Metazoa; Arthropoda; Insecta; Lepidoptera; Cosmopterigidae. Bases 68 to 1543 code for a protein of 491 amino acids. Gene Ontology annotation, molecular function: serine-tRNA ligase activity; ATP binding; tRNA binding. Gene Ontology annotation, biological process: seryl-tRNA aminoacylation. The record is from RefSeq and is a predicted model, not a curated record. Gene Ontology annotation, cellular component: cytosol.
CUCUCUCUUUUAAUUUUCCAACUUUAAAAAACAAACAUUGCGCCACGUUUACUCAAAUAACAUCAGGAUGGUGCUCGACUUAGAUCUCUUUCGUGCCGACAAAGACGGUGACCCUGAAAAAGUUCGUGAGAACCAACGCAAAAGGUUUAAAGAUGUGAAGUUAGUGGACAUAGUUAUUGAACAGGAUACUGUGUGGAGACGAUUGCGACAUGUAGCCGACAAUUUGAAUAUGCUGAAGAAUAUGUGCAGCAAGGAGAUAGGGCGGAAGAUGAAGGGCAAGGAGCCUGUGGGGGCGGAGGACGAGCCAUUGCCGGCCGUGAUUGUAGAUAACCUAAUAAAUCUUAUUGGCGAUCAGCUGAAGCCGCUUACCGUGAAUCAAAUUAAAAAGGUACGAGUACUUAUAGAUGAAGCAAUAACAACAAAUGACCAAGCUCUCGUAAAAGCAGAAAGGACUCGUUCCGCAGCACUCAGGGAAAUUGGUAACCUUACCCAUGAGUCUGUGCCAAUCGAUGACAAUGAAGACAAUAACCAAGUUGUAAGAACAUAUGGGGACUGUACUGCAAGGAAUAAAUACUCUCAUGUAGAUCUCAUUUCUAUGAUUGAUGGUAUGGAUGCCGAACGAGGCGCGGCAGUUGCGGGUGGCCGUGGUUACUACCUCAAAGGCCCGGCGGUCUUUCUGGAACAGGCCAUUGUGCAGCUAUCAUUGAGAAUACUGCUUAAGAAAGGAUAUCUCCCGUUAUAUACACCUUUCUUUAUGAAAAAAGAUGUAAUGCAAGAAGUAGCUCAACUAGCACAAUUUGAUGAGGAACUGUACAAAGUGAUAGGCAAAGGGUCUGAAAACAAGGGAGACAACGUCGUUGAGGAGAAAUACUUGAUCGCCACGUCGGAGCAGCCGAUAGCCGCUUACCAUAGAGAUGAGUGGUUACCUGAAUCUUCCUUACCUAUUAGGUACGCUGGUCUUUCCACGUGUUUCAGACAAGAAGUAGGUUCCCACGGACGUGACACGCGAGGUAUCUUCAGAGUACAUCAGUUUGAGAAGGUGGAACAAUUCGUGCUAACAUCUCCACACGACAACGCGUCGUGGUUGAUGAUGGACGAAAUGAUUAACAACGCAGAAGAAUUCUGCAAAAUUCUCGGUAUCCCGUACCGUAUUGUCAACAUUGUCUCGGGGGCAUUGAAUCAUGCUGCCUCUAAGAAGUUGGAUUUGGAGGCGUGGUUCCCUGGCUCGGGGGCGUUUAGAGAAUUGGUCUCGUGUAGUAAUUGCUUAGACUAUCAGGCAAGAAGAUUACUUGUCAGAUAUGGGCAAACAAAGAAAAUGAACGCGGCGACAGAGUAUGUGCACAUGUUGAACGCGACGAUGUGCGCUACCACCAGGGUUAUCUGCGCCUUGCUGGAGGUCAACCAGACAGAAGAGGGAAUAAAGAUACCAGACCCAUUGAAGCCCUGGAUGCCAGAACAGUACCAGGAGGUUAUACCGUUCGUGAAGCCAGCACCAAUUGACGUUGAAGCUGCAGCUGCACCGAAAAAAGGAAAGAAGAAAUAAGCUAUUUCUUCACUGAACUUCAUUCCUGCAUAAAAAUGUUAUCAUAAGAUUGCGCUUAUAUUUUUUUGCGAAGCCGUUCUUAAUUUCGAACUUGAACAAAUAAAUGGCCAGGCU